UGAGAAAAGCCCUUAGGAUCUUUUGCAGAGACUAAGUCCCAGCUUGUAGAAACUUGAGACUUGGAGUAGUGCAGCGGAAGUUGAGACAGUUGAACCCUUGUACUAGUAUAUGAGAACAAAAAAGCCCUUAGGAUCUUUUGCAGAGACUAAGUCCCAGCUUGUAGAAACUUGAGACUUGGAGUAGUGCAGCGGAAGUUGAGACAUACAAGGACAAGGUCGUCCUCGUCGUCAACGUCGCCUCGGCAUGUGGACUCACCGAUUCCAACUACAAGGAGCUGCAGACGGUGUACGAUAAGCUCAAGGACAGAGUUCGGCGGGCAGGAGCCGGGCAGCAACGAGAAGAUCAAGGAGUUCGCAUGCUCCAGAUACAGCGCCACCUUCCCGCUCUUUGACAAAGUGGAUGUGAACGGGGCGAACGCAGCCCCAGUGUACCAGUUCCUGCGGUCGCAGAAGGGCGGAGGGCUGCUGGGGGAUUCGAUCAAAACAGAGGGAGAAAGAACAGUGGGAGGAAGAACAGAGGGAGUAAUAACAGAGGGAGUAAGAACAGAGGGAGUAAGAACAGAGGGAGGAAGAACAGAGGGAGGAAGAACAGAGGGAGGAGGAACAGAGGGAGGAGGAACAGAGGGAGGAAGAACAGAGGGAGGAAGAACAGAGGGAAUUAGAACAGAAGGAGGAAGAACAGAGGAAGGAAGAACAGAGGGAGUAAGAACAGAGGGAGGAAGAACAGAGGGAGGAAGAACAGAGGGAGGAAGAACAGAGGGAGGAAGAACAGAGGGCGGAAGAACAGAGGGAGUAAAAACAGAGGGAGGAAGAACUGAGGGAGGAAGAACAGAGGGAGGAAGAACAGAGGGAGUAAGAACAGAGGGCGGAAGAACAGAGGGAGUAAAAACAGAGGGAGGAAGAACUGAGGGAGGAAGAACAGAGGGAGGAAGAACAGAGGGAGUAAGAACAGAGGGAGGAGGAACAGAGGGAGGAGGAACAGAGGGAGGACGAACAGAGGGAGGAAGAACAGAGGGAGUAAGAACAGAGGGAGGAAGAACAGAGGGAGGAAGAACAGAGGGAGGAAGAACAGAGGGAGGAGGAACAGAGGGAGGACGAACAGAGGGAGGAAGAACAGAGGGAGUAAGAACAGAGGGAGGAAGAACAGAGGGAGGAAGAACAGAGGGAGUAAGAACAGAGGGAGGAGGAACAGAGGGAGGAGGAACAGAGGGAGGACGAACAGAGGGAGGAAGAACAGAGGGAGUAAGAACAGAGGGAGGAAGAACAGAGGGAGGAGGAACAGAGGGAGGACGAACAGAGGGAGGAGGAACAGAGGGAGGAAGAACAGAGGGAGGAAGAACAGAGGGAGUAAGAACAGAGGGAGGAAGAACAGAGGGAGGAAGAAAAGAGGGAGGAAGAACAGAGGGAGUAAGAACAGAGGGAAACAGAGGGAGGAAGAACAGAGGGAGGAAGAACAGAGGGAGGAGGAACAGAGGGAGGAAGAACAGAGGGAGGAAGAACAGAGGGAGGAAGAACAUAGGAAGGAAAAACAGAGGGAGGAAGAACAGAGGGAGUAAGAACAGAGGGUGUAAGAACAGAGGGAGUGAGAACAGACGGAGUAAGAACAGAGGGAGGAAGAACAGAAGGAGGAAGAACAGAAGGAGGAAGAACAGAGGGCAGAAGAACAGAGGGAAAACUAGCGGAGGGAGGAAGAUCAGAGGGAGGAGGAACAGAGAGAGGAAGAACAGAGGGAGGAAGAACAGAGGGAGGAAGAACAGAGGGAGGAAGAACAGAGGGAGGUAGAACAGAGGGAGGAAGAACAGAGGG
Molecule: messenger RNA, 1806 nt
Organism: Closterium sp. NIES-67
Lineage: Eukaryota; Viridiplantae; Streptophyta; Zygnematophyceae; Desmidiales; Closteriaceae
Source: the annotation of a GenBank genome assembly